UUCCCAGCUUCCCCUGUACUUCCGCUUUCCAUCGCAGAACAAAAACAAGAUGCGAUAGUCCAACUCCACAAAGAGUUGUGAUCAGUAACAGCGAUUACCUGAGAUAAGUGACAGCUCUCUUAUUCGAAUGGUAUUUUCUGAAAUUGACGUGUUGAAAGUGAAACCAUGCAGUUUUCUCCAAACAACGGAGACUUUACAUUCGUCUCCUCGACAGAGGCGCAAGUCGUAACUGUAUUAGCUUUCAAACAAAUGAACAAAACCAUGUACUCUACAGAGCUCAGUGGCACAAUCACUGCCCCUGAUAUUAAACUGAAUUUGGGCGGUGACAGUGGUAAAGACCCAUAUGCCACUGCCUUCCUGAGGCAGCGAGGGUAUGGUUGGCUCCUGGAGGUGGAGGAAGAUGAUGGCGAGGAGAGCAAACCUCUUCUAGAUGAGCUGGACAUUGACGUAAAGGACAUCUAUUACAAGAUUCGCUGUGUCCUUAUGCCAAUGCCGUCGUUGGGUUACAACAGACAAGUGGUCAGAGAUAACCUGGACUUCUGGGGCCCUCUUGCUGUGGUGCUGCUCUUCUCCAUGAUUUCUAUCUACGGACAGUUUAGGGUUGUUUCCUGGAUCAUCACCAUCUGGAUAUUUGGAUCACUCACAAUUUUUCUCUUGGCUCGUGUUCUUGGCGGUGAGGUUUCCUACGGUCAGGUCCUUGGAGUGAUUGGAUAUUCCCUUCUUCCGCUAAUUGUUAUAGCCCCUUUGCUUCUUGUGAUUGGAGGUUUUGAGGUGGUUUCUACCUUUAUCAAACUGUUAGGAGUGUUCUGGGCUGCUUACAGCGCUGCAUCACUGCUGGUUGGAGAUGAAUUUAAAACAAAGAAACCACUCCUCAUAUAUCCCAUUUUCCUUUUGUACAUUUACUUCCUGUCACUGUAUACCGGCGUCUGAAUGGAUUCAUUUGAACUAUGGACAUUUUCAUGGACUGUGACUCUAACCCACAAGUUGAAAAAAAAAUCUGUUGGCUUUGGCUGUUCCGCGUAUAUAGUUUUGACCCUUACGUCUUCAUAAUGUUCAAUUAAAAAAAGCAUCUGCUUUUACAGCUUCAACCUUGCAACUCUCUUAAUACCAGUGCAAUACACUGUAUGGUCCCAUUUACAAGUUUCUAAAGACAGUCAUUUUUACAGCAUAUAAUGAAUGCUUUGUUCUGCUUAAACUGCAUUGUACUGCAUAUGGUGGCAAAUAUGUGAUUCUGGAUGAUCUGAGACACUAUUCAGUUAGACCCUAUUAAAUGAUUUUUUUAAAAUCCUUUUUUUUGUCUUUUAUGUAAGAUAACAUACCUAUGGUAAAGCUUUUUUUAUUUUUCACAACCUUCAAAAGUAGCUCAUAUGGCAACUGACGCUGUUUUUUUUCUGUGCAUUGUAGAUUGCCCUUGUUUGCGAAAUUACAGCAAGAAUAAAAAUUGUGACAAUUG
Messenger RNA from Phycodurus eques (leafy seadragon), 1453 nucleotides. RefSeq names its product Yip1 domain family, member 4 (gene yipf4). Gene Ontology annotation, cellular component: trans-Golgi network; membrane. Gene Ontology annotation, biological process: vesicle fusion with Golgi apparatus; endoplasmic reticulum to Golgi vesicle-mediated transport. The record is from RefSeq and is a predicted model, not a curated record. Bases 166 to 930 code for a protein of 254 amino acids. NCBI's taxonomy places the organism in Eukaryota, Metazoa, Chordata, Actinopteri, Syngnathiformes, Syngnathidae. The transcript has 6 exons.